Eimeria mitis is the source of this 1977-nucleotide messenger RNA. RefSeq lists its product as uncharacterized. The record is from RefSeq and is a predicted model, not a curated record. Bases 1 to 1977 code for a protein of 658 amino acids. NCBI's taxonomy places the organism in Eukaryota, Apicomplexa, Conoidasida, Eucoccidiorida, Eimeriidae. The transcript is spliced from 3 exons.
AUGACUCUGUUUCUGCUGCCGUUCCUGCUGCUAUUUCUAUUGCUACCGCUGCUGGCUCGGCUUCAACAUCAGAAGGGCCGCAAGAAGCAGCUACAUCAGGGGGAGGUGCUCCAACGACGGCAUCCUAGUUGUCAGGACUCGGGUAGAGAGGUUUUCGCAGAGGCAGUUGAGUCCCCAUCCAGUCUCCCCCACGGAAGUGAUGCUGGGCAGCUGUUUUCAGCGGCAUCAGAUGCGCCGUGUGGCUCCCUCGUACCUACAGGAGCAGCAGCAUUAGCAAGGCCAACGCCAACAGCAGCAGAAGCUGGAAGAGCGGCAGCGGAAGGUUUCGCCUCUCCCCCGGGUGAGCAAGACCCCGUCAACUCCCCGUCUUGCAUAAAACUCGGGCCCCGCACGCUGGGUUCGGUAGGGUCAGUUAAGCAGCAACAACGGGGAAAAGGGCCCGCAGCCGGUUCAAACGAGGCAGACUCCCCUACAGCUGCCGCCAUAACAGCUACGGAGAACCCCCUGGGUACUGCAGUUCAACACCUCUGUGGCUCCGUGGGUUCAGCGCUUGCAACUGCAGUUCCCGCUGCAGGUGCAUAUAGUAAGGGAGACCCCAGCAACUCCAGCAGGGCAACAUCAGGGACUGCAGCUGCAGCAGCGCAGCAGCAAAACAGUCAUAGAAGCGCAAACCCUUUUAAAGCUCCUGUUGCAGGGGAUACAUACCAACUCCUUCCCUUCGAGACACCACAGCCAGGCCCUCAUCCCGAUACAACUCAUUUUGACGCGAGCAGCACAACCGCUGCAACAGUGGCAACAGCAACUCCAGCGAUGCCAGACUCAGCUGCAACAGGAGCAAAGUGUGUAACAGCAACAGCAGCAGAAGCAGCUGGUGAUUCAGCAAUACCGGGACCUUCGGCUGCCUCUCUCCUCAACGUCCCAGCCAUCCGGUCGUACGCAGCGUCCGUGUUUGCAGAUCGCGCCGCAGUGUUGCAAGAAGUUGAGCUGCUGCAGCAGGACAUGCGUUCCGCUGCGUCUGCAUUUAGGUCUGCUGCAGAUGAGCUGCUUUCUGCAGCAGCGGAGACGCGAGAAGCCCUCUCAGCGCUGCUAGACGAGCAGCAGGAACUGACAGCUGUGCAUACACGAGCCUUUGCUGCAGUUGCUACUGCGGCUCCAGCGCCGCCCAUCGCGUACUCUCGCUUUGCUCCGCAGCAGCUGCGUGCUCUUGCUGCUGAACAGGAAGCAGCAAUGGAGGAGCUGCAGCAGCUCGAGCAGCAGCAGAGGGCCCUUACGAAGGAACAACGGCAGGCAUGGACAAAGCACUGCCGCCAGCAGCUGCAGCUCUUGUGCACUUGUUUAAGAGGUCGGCUACGGCUGCGGCAGUACCACGAGCAGGGCCUGGCCUGCAGCGGCAAAGCGCAGCGCGUCAAUGCGGCGUUGCUGCAGUUGCGACGGCUCUAUGCAUGUCCUGAUGCCUUUGCUGCAGCAGCACGAGAGACUGUCCGCCGCCUUGUUUUUGCUGCAUCUUUCCGGAAGGCUGCAGAGACAGCUCGCGCCGUUCUGCAGCGCAUGCAGCAGCAGGAACAGCAGCAACGGCUGCACUUCUUGGAAAGUGCUGCUGUAUCACUGCCUGCUGCUGUCUUCUGGCCCCUGCUGCAGGUUGCCCCUCAGGAAGCUCACGUGACGCUUCCAGAGACAGAGGAACCCCUCACCUCUAUUAUAGGCCCUGCAGCGCUUGCAGCCACCAUCGAGGAGGCACAGCAGCAGAAGCAGGGAGUAGAGCAGGACCAGCAGCAGCGGCAGCAACAAGAAGACCGCAUGCUGCUGCGGGCCCUUCUCCGCUCCGAGCUUGCACGAACGGCAGCAGCAGCAGCCACAGCGGCAACAGCAGCAACACCGAAGACGGGCACAGCAGCAGCAGCUCCCUCUGCGCCGAACAAACGAGCAUCCACUUCUGGGUCGAUCGGCGGGCCCUCAAAUCAUCCUGUACUGCGGUGA